GACAAAUGAAGAAAAGAAAUAAUCCCUAAAAUUAAAAUUAAAUUACGGACUGUAAAUAGCUAUUAACUGUAGAUUUACAAUGUCCUAUUUAGAACAUUAAAGUGUUAGUUAGUGUACUAAGUUUUAGUAAGAAGCGUUUAUUGUGAAAGGACAGAUUAACUCGACAUCGAAAUGGACGUCGUCGGCAGUGAGAUUGGCCAAAAGAUGCGGUCUGCCAUCAAGGCCAAACUCACUGAACUGGGCUGUUAUGUUGAUGACGAGCUCCCAGACUACGUGAUGGUCAUGGUGGCUAACAAGCGCACUCGCGCUCAGAUGGAGGAUGACCUGCAGUUGUUCCUCGGUGACAACACCGAGCUGUUUGUCAACUGGUUGCAUCAGGUGCUGAAGAAGUUGCAGGAGGUCACUGUUACAGCACCGAUUAAAGUUGCAGAAACCGAGAAGAUCAAAGAUAGUUCAUCGUCAAAAGAAAAGAAAUCUAAAGAUAAAAAAGACAAGGAUAAAUCUAAAAAAUCCGAGAGUUCUAAAAAGUCCAAAAAGAAGGACAAAGAAAAAAUACACAAGAAAAAAGAUAAAGAUUCCAAAAAAGUUCAUAAGAGUAAGAAGAAGAGUAAAAAGCAUGAAAUGAUUAGGCCAAAUGUACCACCUUUACUCAUGAACAUAGAAAAAGAAUCUGAACCUUCCAUUACUGAUGUAUUUGCUGGUCAGAUCUUGAAGAACCAUGGAAUUACUUUAGAGACACCUAAAAUAGACCCAAAAGUAGAUAAAAAGCCUUCUAUACCAGAAUUGAAGCGACCAAUAUUACCCAUUAUAGAUCCUGCUACUAUAAGUUCACAGCCAGAACCUUCACAAUCUAGCAUGGAGAGUAUUACCACAAUCAGUGACCAAGAUAUUGAGGAAGUGUCUCCAACUCCCACUCCUGCCAUACCUACCGUACCAGCUCCAAGAGAUGAACAAAUUAAGGAAAUGAAUGAGAUUGAAGCUAAGAUCCAAGGAUUGAAACAGAAAUUAGCAGAGCAAUUAGAUUCCAUGUCUGACGAUGAGGAUUUUCUGACAAUUAGGACUGAAGCUGAAGAGCUGAUGAAUGACUUUGCUGAAGAUGUAUAUCAGGAAAUAUCCCAAGCGGCACCCCGCGCCCCCGCCACCCCUCCCCUCUCCCGCAAGUCCCCCUCCCCCUCCCCCUCCCCCGCCCCCUCGCCUAAAGCGCCCCCCAAAGAGGUAGAAACCCUCCCCCAGAUAGAGCUGAAGCUGCCCAAGAGACCGGUCAGAGAGAGGCUCGGUGCGAGAGAGGAGAAAGUUGAGAAGGCCGAUAGUCCAGAAAGAUUCACGCCCGAGCGAGAGCCGGAGCCGAAGAAGGCACGGAGCCGCUUAGACGAGCCGCCGGAAAAACAGCGUAAACAUGAUGAUGAUGAUGAUGAUAAGCAUGAAACCAGCUCUAAAAGGAUUUCGUCCAAAGUGGCAGUACUAGAGCGCGCGCCGCGAGUAUGUGCGAGCGUGGUGCGCGUGCGGCCGCGGCCGCGCGCGGCGGCGCCCUGCAACAGCUUACUGCUGCGCGCCGUCGCCGACGCACACAAGAGCCUGCUCAAUAUACCGCCAAAAGUGGAAACAGAGCCAGCGAAAGUGAAACGAGCGCUCGUAAAGCCGAUGCGAAGGUGCGUCGAUGCUCAGAAAAUAGUCAUACAAGUGCACGCUGAUAACCACACUGAAGCGACCAACAAGACGGACAGCGAGAAACAAAAAUCGCCCCUCGAGAAAGAUGAUUUCUCGCCAGCUUUGUUUACCAAGAAGAUCGUCAAUACCGACUACGUGCCGCCGCGCAGCAAGGAUUCACGGACGUCCAGUGUGCGAGACGAUACCCUAGUCAUAGAAACACUAAAUAUCCACAACCCAACAGUGGACAAACAAAAAGACACACAAUUUAUUGUAACCAUGGACGGAUACGAUCCUAACGUGUUCCUCGCCAAGAAACUAUUAACCGAAGGUCUCCUAGAUGAUGAUGACAAAAACAAAGCACCUACUGACACUGACUCAAAAACUAAAGAAAAGCAUAAUAAAGAUAAUACAGAGAAAGAAGAAGAAAACACAGAAAUAAAUAUGAAUAAAGAAGCAAAAGUAAAAGAACCCGAAAGAAAAGAUCUACCAAUAGACACUAAGGUAGCAAAACAUGACAAGAAAGAUUCAAAAGAUGACAAAGAAGUAACAACAAGUGCAGUUCCGAAAAAGCGAUUAAGUGAUACUAGCGAAGAAAGUGACACACAAGUUAUUAUAAAUCCAGAGACGGAAAACAAUACCGAAACGGAACCACAAGAGAAACUAGAAGUGUCGCCGACUCUUAGAAAGAGAAAGAAGUCCCCGAUAGUGUUUGAUGUGGAAAAGAAAGAGAAGAAGGAGAGAGCGAGAGAGAGGACGGAGAGCGCUGGUAGUGAUAACCACGUUACGGUGACAACGACCACUAAUACACACAAAUAUGAUUCAGUUCCUUCAUUGUCAGCGGCGGAACGCGCCGUAGUCCCGUGCCGAGCGUUCCCCGCGUGCCGCUACGGCGGCGCGUGCGCCUUCCUGCACCCGCGCUGCAAGUUCGCGGCCGCUUGCACCCGCCGGGACUGCGUCUACACUCACACGCAGCCGCCCAAGCUUGUGGCAUCCCACGUAGUCCCAGCCCCGAGUUUCAAGACCAUCCAGCCUUCAGCCCUGCCCACGAUCUGCAAGUUCUACCCCAACUGCGUGAACCCUGUGUGCCACUUCGCACACCCCAAGCCUUGCCGGUACGGGAAGGGAUGUUUGAAUAAGGCAGAGUGCAACUUCUAUCAUCCUGACUCUAAUAAGUGGAGAUAUCCAGUGUAGUCACGUAGAUUUAGUCAAAUUAUAAAAUUAUUCUAAUUAUAA
Molecule: messenger RNA, 2883 nt
Organism: Cydia splendana
Lineage: Eukaryota; Metazoa; Arthropoda; Insecta; Lepidoptera; Tortricidae
Gene: Nab2
Product: serine/arginine repetitive matrix protein 1
Exons: 12
Coding region: 172-2841 (889 amino acids)
Biological process (GO): regulation of mRNA stability
Cellular component (GO): cytoplasm; nucleus
Molecular function (GO): metal ion binding; poly(A) binding
Source: RefSeq, a predicted model, not a curated record